This is a messenger RNA of Annulohypoxylon maeteangense, 955 nucleotides long. RefSeq names its product dynein light chain type 1-domain-containing protein. Gene Ontology annotation, biological process: cilium assembly; microtubule-based process. The transcript is spliced from 7 exons. Gene Ontology annotation, molecular function: dynein intermediate chain binding; dynein light intermediate chain binding. Gene Ontology annotation, cellular component: cytoplasmic dynein complex. The record is from RefSeq and is a predicted model, not a curated record. The coding region runs from base 284 to 589 and encodes 101 amino acids. Lineage: Eukaryota; Fungi; Ascomycota; Sordariomycetes; Xylariales; Hypoxylaceae.
GCAAUUCUCAGGUCCCAGGAACCAAUAGCAAGGAAUCGUCCAAGCAAAAUCCGGGAUUGGUUUUCAAUUGGCAAACACGCAAACACGCGACUUUGGGCACUAACCAAAUCAUUCACCAUCCACCGUCUACCAUUUACGUCGACCAUUUAACAUCCUUCAUUGCUGACCUGAUAUUCUCGACUUCACGACCUUGGAAAUAUUGAAUAACUAUCCCUACACUCCGUCGCGGCCUGGUCAAUCUUUAGUCGAUUAAUCAUUACACCCUCAACGUCGGACCAGAAAUAUGGCAGAGCAACAAUCGCCCCCGCCGGCUGGAAGCCGUGAUAAGCUUGAAGCCCAGAUUAAAUCGGCGGAUAUGACUGAGGAUAUGCAGCAAGAGGCUAUCGAUGUUGCCCAGGAAGCCAUGGGCAAGUACACGAUCGAGAAAGAUAUCGCACAGCACAUCAAGCGCACGUUCGACGAGCGAAAGGGUCCGACUUGGCAUUGCAUAGUAGGACGAAACUUCGGAAGCUUCGUCACUCAUGAGACGAAGCACUUCAUCUACUUCUACCUAGGACACUGUGCCAUCUUGUUAUUCAAGACACAGUAGAACGGGAGUUCUACAAUGAGGGAUCUUGUUGAAUCUUUCGACCGCCUCCCCCUGUAUCGUCGGGAUCUCAGCCUCAGCCCUCCUUAGAACAUAAUGUUCAGGACGUUAUGAUUGCAAAAUCGGGAAUUUCGAGGGCACGAAUUCGGAGAUUACUCAACCCCCUAGCGUUAAUAUUUACGUAGCUCGAUCACAGCAUCGGAGUGGGUUGAUGUACAUUUGUCAUCUCCAUAAGCCGCCAAUAUAGAAGACAUAAGGGUACACAAAAACGAAAGACGUGCAAUGUGAAGCCUACUAAAACUUAGCCAGAUCUAGGCGUACCAUAUAAGUGUAAUGACAAACCUUGAGUGGCUACGACUAUUCGUAAGG